Messenger RNA from Cucurbita pepo subsp. pepo (vegetable marrow), 1730 nucleotides. Lineage: Eukaryota; Viridiplantae; Streptophyta; Magnoliopsida; Cucurbitales; Cucurbitaceae. The record is from RefSeq and is a predicted model, not a curated record.
UGGUAUCGGGGAUGGAGAGGUUCGUGUUCAAAGGGGUGGCGUCAAACCUGGUGACGUAUCUAACGGACGUGAUGAAGAUGAGCAACUCGUCGGCGGCGAAGACCGUCAGCAGCUGGUGUGGCCUCACUUCCAUGCUGCCGCUUCUGGUGGCGCCGCUUGCUGAUUCUUAUUGGGAUCGCUAUUCCACCAUUUUAGCUUUUGGUUUUCUUUACGUUCUGGGUCUGGUCGCUUUAGCAUCAACCACGUUAGCAAGAACAUGGUCACCAACAAACAUGGCCUCCUCCUUUUUGUUUUGGUCCCUCUACCUCAUCUCCCUCGGCCAGAGUGGAUACAACUCUUCUCUUCAAGCCUUCGGCGCCGAUCAACUCGACCAUGACGACGCUGAACUCACUACCACCAUAGGGAAGACAUCGUCAUCCUCCGACGAAAAGUCGAAGAAGAAGAGCUCGUUUUUCCAAUGGUGGUACUUCGGAGUAUGCAGUGGUAGCCUCCUUGGUGUCACGGUAAUGUCCUAUAUUCAAGACAACUUUGGUUGGGUCCUUGGGUUUGCCAUCCCCAUGUGUGCCAUGGUUUCUUCUGUCUCUCUAUUUGCUUGUGGCACGAGGAUUUAUCACUAUAAGAGAGACGACGAUGAGGAUCGAGCCGAGAAGAGACGGUUUGUGAAGGUGGCGGAGGUAGUCAAAGCCACAGCUUCUAGACUCAUGUGUUGUAGAAAUGUUGUCGCCUUCUCCGGUGAAAACUCUGAUGAUGACGAUGUUGAAUUAGAGCUGCAAGAGAGCAAGCCACUCUGCCAUGAAAGCUCAGGAGCCAUGAAAGUCAUGGAUGACAAGAACAUGAUUCAAAGAGAGAGAUUGUGUGUGCCGGACAAGGUGAAGAUGGUACUGCGGCUGUUACCAAUUUGGACAAUGCUUCUGAUGUUCGCUGUAAUCUUCCAACAACCAGCUACCUUCUUCACCAAGCAAGGCAUGACAAUGGAGCGGAACAUCGGCGCCAACUUCAAGAUCCCGCCCGCUACCCUCCAGAGCGCCAUCACCAUCUCCAUAAUCCUCCUCAUGCCGUUAUACGACAAAGUUUUGAUCCCGAUCACCCGCCUGUUUACCGGUGCUGAGAAGGGCAUCACUGUGAUGCAGAGGAUGGGCAUUGGGAUGUUUCUCUCCACCAUUGCCAUGAUCCUCGCCGCCCUUGUUGAAGCCAAGAGGUUAACAAUGAUAAAAACUGUGUCGUCGUCGUCGUCUGUGCCGCUUAGUAUCUUCUGGCUCCUGCCUCAGUACAUAAUAUUGGGAAUUUCAGACAUCUUCACAGUGGUGGGGAUGCAAGAGUUCUUCUACUCGGAGGUUCCAGUAAGCAUGAGAACGACAGCAUUUGCGCUGUACAACAGCGUGUUCGGUGUGGGGAGCUUUUGCAGUGCGAUAUUGAUAUCGAUCGUGGAGUUAAUGACGAGUAUGGAGGGGAGGCCGAGCUGGUUCUCCGACAACACGAGGGAAGCUAGAUUGGACAAGUAUUAUUGGCUGUUGGCAUUUUGCAGUGGGUUGAGCUUUGUAUUGUAUGUGAUUUGGUGUAAAUGUUGCAGAAACAGUAGGAUCAAUGAAGAAGAAACACAAUAUUGAAUUUGAAUCAAGCUUUGUGAGUGAUGGGUUUUGUAAAUAUUUUAUGUGGAAUGGGAUUGUAAUGGGUCUUUUAUUUCACUGUUUGUUAAAUAGGUAGAAAUGAGAAAGAUUAGAGUUAGAGUA